Tympanuchus pallidicinctus (lesser prairie-chicken) is the source of this 2648-nucleotide messenger RNA. RefSeq names its product poly(ADP-ribose) polymerase family member 3 (gene PARP3). The transcript is spliced from 10 exons. NCBI's taxonomy places the organism in Eukaryota, Metazoa, Chordata, Aves, Galliformes, Phasianidae. Gene Ontology annotation, molecular function: NAD+ poly-ADP-ribosyltransferase activity. Gene Ontology annotation, cellular component: site of double-strand break. The record is from RefSeq and is a predicted model, not a curated record. The coding region runs from base 892 to 2475 and encodes 527 amino acids.
UGGCACUGUGCUCUUUCCUGCGUGCUGAACUGUCUGAUCCCAGCUCGUGCCCGCAGCUCAGCCCGUCCUCUGCUGAGCUGCUGAGCUGUGAGGCGGCGCAGAACGGCCCGCAGUUGUGAGUGAGCUGUCUGGAAGCAGUGCUGGGAGGAGAACACGAGCCGUCCUACUGCCUGCAGCUCAGCUCUGCGAGGCCCCGAGCUCAGCACUCGCCCAGCAGCACCAUCCCCUCCAUCUACUCAGCAGAAGGGACAGCACUGCAGCCUGCAGCUGUUAGGGAGCACGUCAGGCUGCCGCUUGCUGCUGCCCCUGAACAGCCUCCAAACCCUCACUGAGGGCCUCUGGGUUUCUCUGGGCACACACAGCGAUGCCGUUUUGCUGCCUAUCCCUUGGGGGAGUUAGGCUGCAGACUGACAGAGAGCAGCUGGAAAGUGUUCCUGCGGUCACUGCUCGCCUCCAGAGGUACUACAGGGAAAACAGCCUCCACCUGCAAAAUGCAGCUUUAGCACUGAUGAGGAUUUUAGCUCUUUGAAGGCUGUUUUCUGAAUGGCAGUGAGGGAACUGCUGCUUGGGGGUGUGCCUGCUUGCAAUUUCUGCUUGUCCCUGGCUGCUGCAUCAGGGAGGAACUUUGGCAAUGAUUGCCAGCUGUACCGCUCCCCUCUCCUCAUUCCUCUUGCUGUCCUCAGCGUCCACUGCUCUAAACCCCUGAGCCUACCCUGCUCAGCUCCCCCCACAGCAGAUCCCCAUGCUCCCCUCCUCCCGCCCAGUUCCUGGCUAUAGGCAUAGGACAGCCAAGGUACAGCCCAGCUGGACCUUCCCGGAAGGGCAACCCGGCAUCUCUCUCUCCCACAGCCUGCUGCUCAAAAGCUGAAGCCCCACGGGAGCAGCUGGCCCAUGGCCCCCAAGCGCCGAGCACCCCCUGCAUCCCAGCCAGCUGAUGGGGGCAAGAAAGCCAAGGGGGGGCAGGAGGAGGAGGAGGAUGCCUGGAGCUCCACGCUCACUGCCUUGAAGGCAGCCCCCAAGGAGAAGCCCCCCGCCACCAUUGAUGGGCAGUGUCCCUUGAGUGCAGGGCCUGAUGCACAGGUCUAUGAGGACUAUGACUGCACCCUGAACCAAACCAACAUCAGAGCCAACAACAACAAGUUCUACAUCAUCCAGCUCAUCAUGCACGAUGGCACCUACAGCACCUGGAACCGCUGGGGACGUGUGGGAGAAGUGGGCCAGUCCAAGCUCCUGUCGUUCACCUCUCUGGAAGCUGCCAAGAAGGAUUUUGAGAAAAAGUUUUGGGAAAAGACCAAGAACAGCUGGGCAGCACGGGAAAACUUUGUGGCCCAGCCAGGAAAGUACACCUUGAUAGAGGUGCAGCCCGGCGCAGGGCAGGAGGUGGCCCUCAGGACGGAUGGUGUGGGUGAUGGGAAGGUCUCCAAGUGCCGCAUGCUGCCUUGUGCCUUGGAUGAGACCACGCAGGAGCUGGUGGCCCUCAUCUUCAGCAGCGACAUGUUCCGCCACGCCAUGCAGACCAUGAAUAUUGAUGUGAAGAAGAUGCCAUUGGGGAAGCUGAGCAAGCAGCAGAUUGCUCGGGGCUUCGAGGCACUGGAGGAGCUGGAAGCUGCACUGGGGGAGCAACCCUGCAGGAUGUCCCGGCUGGAGGAGCUCUCCUCACGCUUCUACACCAUUGUGCCCCACAACUUUGGGCGGGCACGGCCACCCCCCAUUGAUUCCCCCGAGCUGCUACGAGCCAAGAAAGACAUGCUGCUGGUGCUGGCUGACAUCGAGGUGGCACAGAGUCUGCAGGCACAGAAGGUGGAGGAGGAGGAGGAGGUGGUCACCCACCCCUUGGACCGGGAUUACGCCCUGCUGUGCUGCCAGCUCAGCCUGCUGGAGCACACCUCCCAAGAGUAUGAGAUGAUCCUGAACUAUGUGACACAGACAGGGAGCCAGGUCUACAUCCUCAACGUCUGGAAGGUGGCCCGAGAGGGUGAGGACAAGCUCUUCCAGGCCCAUGACCACCUGGAGCACCGGCGCCUGCUGUGGCACGGCACCAACGUGGCAGUGGUUGCGGCCAUCCUGAGGAACGGGCUGCGCAUCAUGCCCCACUCGGGGGGACGCGUGGGCAAGGGCAUCUACUUUGCCUCUGAGAACAGCAAGUCUGCUGGCUACGUGGGCUGCACAUCCACGCGAGUUGGCUUGAUGUUCCUGACGGAGGUGGCUCUGGGCAAACAGUACUGCAUCACCCGCGAUGAGCCCACACUGCAGCAGCCGCCCGAUGGCUAUGACAGCGUCCUGGCCUGUGGUCGCACGGAGCCAGACCCUGCACAGGAUGUGGAGGUGAUGCUGGAUGGGAAGAAGGUGUUGGUGUGCCAAGGCAAGCCGAUCCCCGUGCCCGCCUACAAGGACUCGUCCUUCUUCCAAAGCGAGUACCUCAUCUACCAGGAGAGCCAGUGCAGGAUCCGCUAUCUCGUCCAGCUCCACUUCUGAGAGCACCAGGCUCCUUGUGUCCCCUCUUGGCAGCAGAGUGCCGCCAGCAUGGAGUGCAGGAAUCCAGCCCUUGUGGCCACUUACUUAGGUGUGAGAUGGAGCAUCCAGCCUGCUCCCACGGGCAAUAAAUUCACCGUGCCUUGCACCAGCAGUGUGGCUGCUUUCCUGCCGGC